ACCAGUGCUACGGCACAUGUUUUGAUUUAAAAUCGCAGAUUCAGAUUUCUGUGUUAUUUAGUCAAAAUGGGCGGACAUCACAAGAAGAACUUGCGUGCGGAGAAGGCGAAAGUGAAAUUGAAGGGCGCCAAGCUGCCCAAGGGCCUCAAUGUGACGAAAACGGACUUUAAGGUGCGCAAAAUAGAGAUACGCGGACAGCUGACGGAAUCGUCGCUAAUCUCGAGCAACGGACAGCGGCGUCAGUUGAACCUGAAGGAGACCUUGUCCCGACUCCGGCACUACAAUUUAAAGUUUCGCACGGAUGCGUUGCGCAAUGUGCGAGAUGCCGUUAAGCUGGGAGAGGCGGAACAUCUCGUUGGGCAUCUGAAUGAGCUGUUCCAGGGCAUUGCCGGUGGCGCCUUGGACAUGGAGCGGGAUGUGCGACGUGAGGCAUUCAAAACGCUGGAUGUGCUGCUGGAGGCGCUGUCCACACAGGCGGUAGUGCCCUUCUUUCACAUCAUUGCGGCGUAUUUGCGUUGUGCCAUGACGCAUGUGCAGCCGGCAAUACAGGAGGAUUCGCUGCUGCUGCUGGACGUGCUGCUGCAACGUGUGCCAUCGAGUAUGCUGGCGGAACGCAGUGCGUCCACCAUCAUUGGUCACUUCAUCGAUAUGAUAUCGCGCACACGCCACGACACACAGCACACAAAUCGCCUGCUAACUGUGAGAAUGGGCCAGGGACAAGGACAACAGACGACCAUCAAGUGGCGCACAAAGGUGCUGCUGCGUCUGCAGCAGAUCCUGGGCACAUUGCUGCAGCAGCACAACAGUGGGAGUGGCAGUGGCAGUGACGCCCAUUCCCAGUCGAGGACAAUUCACUUUGACAAGCAGACGCCACAGUUUUAUAAUGUGCUGUGUCCACUGCGUGUGGACAGUCGUGGUUUGCAUGCUCUGCUGGGCGAGCGCCUGCGUCAGGCGGAUGAUCAGCAGCUGCGUGGUUAUGUGGAGCAGCUGAUGCCGCUGCUGCAGGACAACUGGCUGGAGGUGCGACCGCAACAGCAGCCACAACAACAACAACAGCAGCAGCAGCAACUGCUGCUCUCUGUGGAUGCAGCUGAGAGUCUGCAUGUGCUGCUGGACAUCAUGACACAGCUGUGGCAGCUGGUGCAUCAAUACGAGUCCGUGCAGCAGGAGCACACACGACACUUGAGCAACUGGAUGCGUCAAACUUAUGCCAGCAGUUUUAUGCGACACUUUGUCAAGGAUUGCAGCUAUCCAUAUCAAAGGAUUCCCCAGCUGACUCAGCCAACUCCUGACAAGAAGCAGAAGAGAAAGAGAAGCAAACUGAAUGCCUCGCAAGGAGAACUGUGCAUUGCCCAGAAUCUGAGUCUGGUGCAGCUCGUCUGUCACUUCUACCCAGAACCGGAGGAGCAACAACGCGAUGACUACAGUUCCCUCCUGAUGUAUAUUAACCAAUGUCUGCGACAGCUGCACAGCGUGUCGCCGGAUGAGCAACUGCGUCUGGUGGCCGCAUUGCGUGCCUUGUUGCUGGACAAUGGCGACAAGCUGCUGCAGUUGCAGCCCCAUCAAAUGGGCAGCGUGAUGAGCAACUGCAUCGAGGCGUAUGUGGCACAACACUAUACAACACGCGAGGGUGUUGCCACACGUGUCCUCAAUCUAUUGUGCCUCGUUGUGCAGCGCAGGGAACUCUAUGAUGGCUACGGGGGCGAGGCACAGUUUGCCACAUUCCUCAACUAUCUGCCACAGUUGCUGCUGAAGCCAAGUGUGGCAGAUGCCACAUUGACGGCCAUGUCAACACUCUGCCGCCAACAGAAUGGCGUCUUCAUGUCCGCUCUGGCGGAGAAUGCUGUCCAGGUGCUGGCCAACUUGGAGCAGCUUCAGGUCACUGGCGACGCCAGCAAUGAUGACAAUCGCCGAUUCGAGAACCAGAAACGCAUCCUCAAUCUAUUUUAUUAUGCCCGUCAGAAGAGUGAUUCCAGCAGACUGCAGGCAGCUCUAAAGCAUCUGGAGGAGCACUCUUCCGAGCGCAUUGCCAGCUACUUCAAGUGCCUGCUAAGCUAUGACUAAAAGCUGUAGGGGAUUACCCGUUUUAAAGUCAGCAGCUAAACAGAUCUAAGCUCUUAAAUACAUACUAUAAACUAGGAAAUGUUGUUUUUAAUAAACUUUUAGAAUAACUAAAGUCAAA
Molecule: messenger RNA, 2182 nt
Organism: Drosophila innubila
Lineage: Eukaryota; Metazoa; Arthropoda; Insecta; Diptera; Drosophilidae
Product: testis-expressed protein 10
Exons: 1
Coding region: 67-2064 (665 amino acids)
Cellular component (GO): MLL1 complex; nucleus
Source: RefSeq, a predicted model, not a curated record